Messenger RNA from Stomoxys calcitrans (stable fly), 2810 nucleotides. RefSeq names its product nuclear RNA export factor 2 (gene nxf2). Gene Ontology annotation, cellular component: nucleus. The record is from RefSeq and is a predicted model, not a curated record. Gene Ontology annotation, biological process: poly(A)+ mRNA export from nucleus. The transcript is spliced from 13 exons. NCBI's taxonomy places the organism in Eukaryota, Metazoa, Arthropoda, Insecta, Diptera, Muscidae. Bases 163 to 2724 code for a protein of 853 amino acids. Gene Ontology annotation, molecular function: RNA binding; protein binding.
CAAACACUACAAUUUCAACUUAAACAUAAACAAAACAUCUGAAGCCGGCGGAAUUAUUAAUUUUCGCGUUGUAUAUCCGAGAUUUUCAUCUUUCAAGCAUUCUUCUUCAAGCAAUAGCCUGCCCUAUUUGUUGUCCUUCGCAAUUCAUUCGAUAUAUUGAAUAUGGCUUCGCUGAAGUGUCCUGAUGAAGUGCUUCAUUUUCCAAAUCAUAUGAGCAUAGAGAUAUCAUAUGGAAAUGCCUUGUCAUAUUCCAAGUGUAAGAUUUAUGAUCCGAAGAUAAUGAGCCAAGGAUUUGUUUGGCAUCAGAUUGUAGUGCAGCAUAAUACUACCAUGGGUCUGGGCAUAGAGGGUAGAAAUGAGAUACUCAAAUCCCUCUAUGAGGCUAUUGAAGGGGAGGAGUUCUAUCCGGUGGCAUAUAGACGUGGACGUUUGGAGGAUCGAUUUUUAGUGCGUCAAUGUCAGCCGGCUUUGGAUAAACUUUUUGCUCAAAAUCUUCGUAUUUUUACCUCGAACGGUGAACCUAUACAAAUACAAGUACAAUUUAAUGUGGCCGAAUUUAAAUAUGGACAAAUUUCUCCCAUUAAUCAAAUCACCAAAGCUUUAAACAAACUCUACGAUCGCAUGGAAAGUAUUGAUGGAGAGGAGGGCAUAUUGAACUUAACCCGCUUCGAUCAAAACAGCGAAUUAUUCGAUGUCAUUGUGAAUUUGGGCAACCGUAGUGUACUGGGACGCAUAUUCGAUUUGAUAUAUCGAAACGAUGAACGUUUUCGUUCCAUAAAUGGCAUAGUAUUGAGAGACAAUGGUAUAACUGCCAUGUCUCCAUUUAAAUUGUUCAGCGGAGUUGAAUUUUCAGUACUAGAUCUGAGAGAUAAUAAUAUCCAGUCAUACAUACAGUUAAAUCGUGAUUUGGAAAAUAUUAAAGCAGACGAAUUGAAAUUAUUGGGAAAUCCUGUAACAAAGUCCGCCAAUUAUCCCGAAUGCUUAAGGCCUAUUUUGAAAAAUUUCAAGAUGCUUGAUGGCAUACCCACGGAAAAUCUUUCCAAAGAUUAUAGACCACCUACAAGUGGCGCCAUGGAGGGCAAAUCAAGAGGAUAUAAAAUUGAAUGGUCGAAUAAGGCUGAUGUAAAUAAAUUUGAGAAAAGCAAUCAUUGGCAUGCAUUUAUGAUACCCGAUCCAGAGGAAACAUAUACCAAGGAAGAAAUAAUGGAUUAUUUCUUUUUAACUGUGACCACGACAUGCAGUGAUAUCUAUCCUUGCUAUUACAAGUAUGCCAAUGGAGAGCAUCAAUUUAUGGUGCGUCAAUGCUUUGAUCAAAUAAAAUACUUGGUGGAGAAUUGCAAUCUCGAAAUUAAGGUUCCCCGUUUUGUCGCUCCUCCACCUCCCACUCAGUCGACAACAGAUUUUUCUCCUCAACUAGUUAUGGAUACAACGUUGAUCUAUUACUUGCUCAUGGAUAUAAGUCCCUUCAAGAAGGGCCAGGUUGAGCCUAUGGAGUGCAUUGAAAAGGCUCUUAAUCGACGUUUCAGUGCCAUGGAUCGUAUGCUAAAUUUAAAUAACUUUCAAGCAACCGAGGGCUUGGAGAAUAUCAUAAUCAAUCUAAGCUCUCCAAAAAUUUUAUCACGUGUUUUAAUGCAAGCUUCUCGUAAAUUUCUUUCAACUUGCAUUGAAAUACGCCUUACCCAUAAUAAGAUUUUGAGCGCCAAUUUUCCCAAAAUCUUGGCAUUAAUGGGUAAUCUAAAGGCCCUCGAUUUGGGUAACAAUUGGAUACAUUCCUUGGAUGAUGUAAAAGAGCUGGCCGUUUUGGGAAUUACUUCGUUAAGGUUAGAUGGCAACCCUUUGUGCAACGAUUUUGCUUUUUCUGGGGAAUACAUAAAGGCGGUGAAGAACAUUUUUACAGAUUUAACAAAGUUGGAUGGUAUUGCUAUAACAGCUAAGGAUAAUUUAUCUUCCCCUAAGAAUUUCCUAUGUGAUGUGGCUGGUUAUGAUUUUGUGGAAGAAUUUAUAACGCGUUAUUGUAAAGCUUUUGAAAACGAUCGAUAUGGUUUAAAAGAAUUGUACAGUGACAAAUCGAUUUUAUCCAUAAAUUGCAGUUUUAAUUUGGAUAAGAUGACACCGCAAAUUAUGAAACGAAUUUCUAAAUAUUCCCAACGUUCGCGCAAUCUCAAAACCAUGAAAGAGCCUUCUGAAACUCGUUUUUUUACCUAUGUGGGUUCAAAGGAAAUUAUGCGAGUCAUCAUGGAUCUUCCCCCCAUAACAUAUGAUAUGUUAAGUUUAUGCACCGAUUGCACAAUGUUUCAGGAUAACAUGGUAGUGAUUACAGUCAAUGGCGUUUAUUUAGAUCAGGCGCUUAGCAUUGUGGAGACGGAUAUUUUAAUGGCAUUUACAAGGACAUUUAUACUGAAACCAAUUAAACGAAAAAUGGGUUCCUUGAAAUGUGCCACUCUUUAUCGAAUAGUUAAUGACCAGUACUGCAUCUACAAUCCAACGUCAACUCAAACAAAAAUUGCCUUUAAAUAUUUCAAAAACAUGGAAGGAGCAAAGAAAGAUGAUUUAACUAUUGCCGACAAGGAGGCCCUGUUGGUUAUGUUUCAGGAAACAACUUUACUUAAGUCAAUAUGGUGCACCAGAUGCCUAGAGGAAGCCAAUUGGGAUUUUGCCAAAGCUUUGGAAAUAUUUAUACAACUGUGUGAAAAGAAGGAGAUCCCCGAUGCGGCAUUAAGGUGAUAAUAUAUGGUCUGAGAAUUCAGUUUUUCCAUUUGAGUUGGUGGUUUAUUUCAUGGAAUAAAAGUUUGGAAAAUUUUGUAUUAAAA